AAUAUCCAAGAAGCCGUCGAACUCAGCCCUGCGUCGCCGUCGAACUCAGCCCUGCGUCGCCGUCGAACCCAAGCGUUGCUCAGCCCUGCGUCGCUGUCUUCGCCGGUGUGUGGUGUUCUCGCCUCAUCUCCCCCAUCCCGUUCAAUUCUCGCGCGGCCUGUCACUGAAAGAUAUAUUCUUGGUCGGCCGGGGGUUCAGCAUCUCCCCGUCGCGUCGUGGUUCCGGUGGUUGCUCGGCGUCGUGGUUCCGGUGGUUUCGGUAUGGCAUAGUGCCCAGGAAGAUGAGGAGAAUGGUUCUAAUUUAUUGAGGAGAACGACAAUUGGGAAUGGACCUCCAGAGGCUAUAUUGGACUGGACCCGUGAAAUUGACUCGGAUCUAUCCCAAAGUGCUAAUACUCAAGUCUUUUCUCGGAAGCAUUGGCGUCUUCUUCAAUGUCAAAAUGGGCUUCGUAUUUUUGAAGAGCUUUCUGAAGUUGAUUACCUUCCGAGGAGUUGCAGCAGAGCAAUGAGGGCUGUAGGAGUUGUUGAUGCUGCUUGUGAAGAUAUAUUUGAACUUAUAAUGAGUAUGGAUGGGACAAGAUUUGAAUGGGAUUGCUCUUUCCAGUAUGGUAGUUUAGUUGAGGAGGUGGAUGGACAUACUGCUAUUAUAUAUCACAGACUUCAGCUUGACUGGUUUUCUAUGUUUGUAUGGCCUCGUGACCUCUGCUAUGUACGUUAUUGGCGACGUAAUGAUGAUGGAAGUUAUGUUGUGUUGUUCCGCUCGAGGGUGCAUGAGAACUGUGGUCCUCAGCCAGGAUUUGUGCGAGCCCAUCUUGAAAGCGGUGGGUUCAACAUUUCUCCUCUAAAAUCACGAAAUGGGAGGCCCAGAUCACAAGUGCAGCACCUUAUGCAAGUUGAUCUGAAAGGAUGGGGUGUGGGCUAUGUCUCAUCAUUUCAGCAGCACUGCCUCCUUCAAGUGUUGAACAGUGUUGCUGGGUUGCGUGAAUACUUUUCUCAAACUGAUGAAAGGAUUGCUACCCCCAGAAUUCCAGUUAUGGUCAACAUGACCUCAGCAUCUAUGCCUUCACGAAAGAACCAAAAGUUUCAGGAUCCAUCCAUUCAUCCUUGUUCUCCUGAUCGGAAUAUUGUUCCGAAUAGAAACUCUGUCAUGAUGGAUGAAGACUCUGAUGAAGAUGAGGAUUAUCAAAUACCCGAGGCAGAGCAAGAGGGUUACCGCUCUCCGCCUGAGAAUGAAGUCAAGAUAACCGCUGUUGAAGAACCAACCGAUCAGAUUGAUUCAACUAUGUUCUCGGGAACUUUGCGACGAGACGACAAUGAAAAUGCUCGCAAUUGCUGGAGAAUAUCUGAUGGAAAUAACUUCAAGGUUCGCAGCAAAAAAUUCUGUCGUGACAAGUCAAAGGUUCCAGCAGGGAAACCUUUAAUGGAUCUUGUUGCUGUUGAUUGGUUCAAGAAUUCAAGUCGGAUGGACCAUGUUGCUAGACGUCCAGGCUGUGCAGCACAGGUCUACACUCCGAGGAUUGCGCCUUAUGCGAGGAAUUUGAUGUGGUUCGUGAGCAAUGGGCUAAGUUUUUUACCAACAAGUAUUUAUUAUUGGCUUUAGCGCGCUUGAUCGAGUUGGUUUAGUUGUUAUAGAAUAAAUUUUAUAUUAAAAUGUAUGUUUAUGUUGAAAUUGGAACAUAUAUUUAAAUGUAAUAUGUGCACUUUGGUUUUGGGAUAU
Molecule: messenger RNA, 1716 nt
Organism: Spinacia oleracea (spinach)
Lineage: Eukaryota; Viridiplantae; Streptophyta; Magnoliopsida; Caryophyllales; Amaranthaceae
Product: protein ENHANCED DISEASE RESISTANCE 2-like
Exons: 13
Molecular function (GO): lipid binding
Source: RefSeq, a predicted model, not a curated record